AUGGCUAUGAUCACCGAUACCUCGCCAGAGACGGGAUUGGACGUCCCAGCGUCUCCGAAAGGUCUUUCCUGGAAACGUGCCUCUUGUGUUCUGUUGUUCGUGUGCUUCGGUUUCCUGCUCCAAGGAGCAAACUAUUCCCACAUGACCUCGUUCUUCAACAUAUACGCGCUCGAAGUGAAAGGACUGUCGUCGGCCGAAUACGGAGUCAUCAUGGGAGCUAAUUGUUUCGUCAUGGUAUUCGUGUCGCCUCUCACCGCGAACAUUGUCGAUAUGAAAUACUUCAAGGAUAAGAACAUCAUGUUGGUCGCAUGGACGGUCGACGCGACAUUCUGUCUCGCCUUAUCCCUCGUCUACAAAUUAGGACCCGGAUUGCCGUUUUUCAUUGGUUCGCUGACCAUCCGACUUCUCGAAGCCUUCGGAUGCGCGGUAGGCUUCGUGAUGCCGUACGUGAUCACCGGGCUCGAAUUGAGCGAAAUCAGCCACAUCAUCAUACCGGUCCUAGAGACCAUCUACGGAUUUUCGGUGGUCGCGGGUCCGGCAGUCAGCGGAAUCCUCUUCGACAUCGGUGGCUUCUGCUUGCCGUUCUGGGUGCUGGGGAGCACCUUGCUCCUCUUGGCGGCCCUCGGCCUGUGCUUCUUCCCCCAACCAAGGGAGAUCAACGAGGCCGACGGAUGCUCCGUAGGGGAUGGCGGCAUACGGAAAACGUUGAAGUUCCCGGUGAUUGUGAACGUCCUGUGUACGAUCAGUUCUUUCGUUCUGCUGUCGUUCAACGAGUCGACGCUCGCUCUCCGAUUGAACCACAAAUUCGGGAUGAGUGCAAGCCAGUCCGGCGUCCUAUUCUUAUUCGUCGGGGGGGUGUACGCUCUGUCCAGCUUGCUCCUUGGCUUUACCUCGAAGAAGAUAUCCGAUCCCAGACACCUGGUUCUGCCGUGUCAGUUGAUCGUCCUGUUCGCCCUUGUACUCCAGGGACCCUUGAUUCCGCUUAAGCAAACCAAGGAGAUCGUCAUCGCGGCCCAGAUGCUCUUGGGCUUGGGCGCCGGACCUGCCUUCGUGUGCUCUUACCUUCAUUCCCUCAGAUAUCUAUCGAAUGAAAAGGAAACCAAGGAAACGCACGCCGCUCUGGGAGCUAUUUUCGUCCCUGCGACCGCAGUUGGUGGGACGAUUGGUCCCCUAGUCGCAAACAUACUGCUCGACUUCUUCACGUACGAGACUGCGGUCGCUGUCAGCGCCGUUCAGACCGUCUUGAUCACAGCGUUACUCGGCUACACCACCUUUGCGUUCCCGAGAACUCUCAAAAACGAUAAGGAAAUAGUCGCAUGUUUAUAAGGAGCGCUCGAAGGAGCUUUCGACCGGAGGAAACGGAAGAAAUUCAGGUGGCGAGUCAACUCGCGCCCAUAGCUUCGCAAGCCGGAGGUCAGAGAUCUUCCGGGGUGAGAAUGAAGUCGUUUUUCACAUUUCGGAGAAUGACAAUCAUGACUCAUGACCUAGUGCGGGAUAAGUUGGGUUUGUGAAUUCCUGACUCAGUCAGUCACAUGUCGAAAUUUAUUCAACGGAUAUAGGAGUGGACGUGGCUUGAGGCA
Galendromus occidentalis (western predatory mite) is the source of this 1580-nucleotide messenger RNA. RefSeq names its product MFS-type transporter SLC18B1-like. Gene Ontology annotation, molecular function: transmembrane transporter activity. The coding region runs from base 1 to 1326 and encodes 441 amino acids. The transcript has a single exon. The record is from RefSeq and is a predicted model, not a curated record. Lineage: Eukaryota; Metazoa; Arthropoda; Arachnida; Mesostigmata; Phytoseiidae. Gene Ontology annotation, biological process: transmembrane transport.